Messenger RNA from Melanaphis sacchari, 1737 nucleotides. RefSeq names its product N-lysine methyltransferase KMT5A-B (gene Set8). The transcript has 14 exons. Bases 162 to 1634 code for a protein of 490 amino acids. NCBI's taxonomy places the organism in Eukaryota, Metazoa, Arthropoda, Insecta, Hemiptera, Aphididae. The record is from RefSeq and is a predicted model, not a curated record. Gene Ontology annotation, molecular function: protein binding; histone H4K20 methyltransferase activity.
UUUUAAACAAAAAAAAAAAAAAAAAAAAAAACCAUAAAAUAAAGUUUGAAAAACUAUCAUUAGACAAUUUUUUCCCCUUGUAAUGUAAAUGAGUUAGUCAGAUAGAUUUAAAAUUGUUUUAAAUAAUUAAGUACUUGCAUUAAGUGCCAAACACCCCCAAAAUGGUUAAAAAAAAAAGUAAUAAAUCGUCCUCACAAAACAGCAGUGUAUCAAAUAAACGCUCUCAAGGAUCAAUUAAAAAAUAUUGUACCAAAAAAAAAAUCAACAAGAAAAAUAACCUUUGCGUUAAACUUAGGAAAAAUAUAAAGAGGAAAGAUAAUCAAAAUGCAAUUAAUUCUACUCCAAUUAUUUUGAAUAAUAAAAAUAAUAAAAAGAAAAAAUCUUUGGAAAAUAUUCAAAAUAACCUAAUGUUAUAUGAAAUCAAACCAUUAAGUCCUACAAAACUUUCAAUAAGUGUUAAAAAGUUCUACAAUAAUAAUAAAUUCAAACAAUAUGAAGAAAAUUUACAUUUAUACAACAAAAAUGAUACAGUGCAUUUUAAGGAAACAAUUACUAUUAAUACAAAUAAAAAUAAAGAUAAUAAAGAUAUCAAACAUAAAAAUAUUUUAAGUUGUGAAAAAAAUUACAGCAGACCUAAAAAGAAGCUUAAAAAUAUGAACUAUCAUAAACCAUAUGAUUUAAACCCUCAACUAAAUAAAGAACAGUAUAAAAAGAAACAAAAAUCUAAUAUAACUGAAUCUAUGAAAAUAAUUAGUAAAGAGAGUGGCUUUGAGAAUGAUCAAACUCAUUUGAAUUCUCUACAAUCACAAAAAAAGAAUAAAACUCAGACAAAUGAAUAUCUUGUUGAAGAAUACCAAGUAACAAAAUCUACAGUUAAUGCUCUCUCAAUAUCUGUUAAGCGUUUUUACAAAAGUGACUGGAUAGAUAAUAAGGUGUCGAAGACAUCUGACAAUAAUGAAAAAGUGAUCAAGGAUAUGCCACUUGUUUCUGAUACUACAUUUAAUUCAAAAGCAGAUUUUAAUCAGUCACCUCUAUCGUCAAAAUUAAAUAGUAGUCAUAAAAUAAGCUUAAAUGUAAAACAUAUAAAUGAUACAUCUAAUAAUAAGCAACAAAAAGUCACUGCAUUUUUUCCUAUCCGAAGAAGUGCUCGUAAAACAAAAAAUAUAGUCAACGAAGAAAAACAAAUAGCCUUAAAAGAAGCUAUUGCCUCCCAAAAUGAAGAUGGAUUAAAAAUAACUGUAUUUCCUAAUAAAGGUCGAGGCAUAAUUGCUGGUAAAGAUUUUGCUCGUGGUGAGUAUGUUGUUGAAUAUUCUGGAGAAUUAAUUUAUAUACAAGAAGCUCGUAAAAGAGAAGCCAUUUAUUCACAAGAUACUUCAACUGGUUGUUACAUGUAUUAUUUUAAAUAUGGUUCAACACAUUACUGUAUUGAUGCAACACCUGAAAGUUCAAGACUUGGCAGACUUGUAAAUCAUUCAAGAUUUGGUAAUCUUGUACCUAAAGUUGUAGAAGUAGCUGGGUUACCUAGAAUUGUUUUGAUCGCAAAAUGUGAUAUUAAACGAGAUGAAGAAUUAACUUAUGAUUAUGGUGAUCGUAGUAAAGAAUCUCUGAUCAAUCAUCCUUGGCUUGCAUAUUGAGCUGUACACGUUAAUCUAGUGAAAUUUACCUUAAAAUUUUUUUAUUACUAAUAAAUUAAUCAUUAAUAAAGCAAUUUUAAAAUUUGCACUGCCAAUAAUUAUA